AUGGUCAAUGGGGCGGCACACGGCUUUUUCAAGUCUUUCAGGGGACUUCGUCAGGGGAACCCGCUCUCCCCUGCACUAUUUGUUAUAGCAGCAGAGGUUCUCUCAAGAGGGUUGAAUAAUCUGGCGGUCCAGCCGUCAUAUCUAGGAUUCACGGUACCUCAAGGUUGCCCAGGGGUAACCCACUUAGCGUUUGCGGAUGAUGUGUUAAUCCUUGCUAAUGGAUCCGCGACAGCUCUUCGUCGUGUUAUGAGGGUACUGGAUGCGUAUCAGAGGUCUUCCGGUCAAAUGCUCAACGUUCAAAAGAGUGGUUAUUUGGUCCACCCGUCUCUGUCCGUCGCUCGUCGUAGGGUAAUUGAAAGUAUUACGGGGUUCUCGCGGCAGGCAUUUCCCACCCGCUACUUAGGAUUCCCCUUGUACAUUGGCAGGUUGAUGCCCAAAGCAGUGUUUAGAAUCAUCGAGAGAGCUUGUGCUAACUUUUUAUGGGGCUCAUCGGAGGAGGGCUUCAGGUACCAUUGGAUAGGUUGGAAUAAAUUGUGUUUUCCACCUGAGGAAGGAGGUGUGGGGUUUCGACGACUCAGGGAUGUAUAUACAGCUUUUUCAUACAAGCUAUGGUGGCAGUUUCGGACAGGGUCGUCUCUCUGGACUACCUUCAUGCGCGCAAAGUAUUGUUGGGGAAUUCAUCCCUGCCAGGCGGAGCGCAAGCUAUUUGCUUCAGCAACUUGGAGGCGGAUGCAGGAUGUAAGUCGACAGGUCGAGCUCUCCAUGCUGUGGUUGGUUCAGGAUGGGUCGUGUCAUUUCUGGUACGAUAAUUGGUUGGGGAGUGGCGCUUUAUUUCUCAGGGCUCCAGUUGUGUUGAAUCUAUCUUUCAGGGACUUCAUCAUUCAGGGUCACUGGAAUGUCCAUCUUCUGUCUCAGGUGCUUCCAAUGGAUAUUACUGCUGUGGUGCUGAGUAAGUCGGUUCCUGAUGAACAGAGUGCGGAUGAGGUAGUAUGGAUGCCGGCAAGGUCUGGCAAGUUCUCCUUAGCCUCGGCCUAUCAGGAGGUUGCAGAGGCAGUCUGGGGGUUUUUUGAGGGGCUGUGUGGCAUCUCUAGUUCAGUUCCGUACGUGCGGGCCCGUCUCGCUUCUUGGUGGUUGGCCUCACCCAGAUUGAAGAGACGGCAGGCUAUCUACCAUAUUCUGUCGAGCCUUAUCUGCUGGCAUCUUUGGAAGGUGAGGAAUCGUGCAGUUUUUGAAGGUAUUCAGCCGCAAUCCAGUUCCAUUUGUCAGGUUAUCUUUCGGGAGACUAAGGUUUUGCUUGAAGGUCAGCUUAGGGAGCGGGUUGAGGCCCAGUCAUUCUUGCAGUUGUGUGAAUGGGCAACUCAGCCACGUGGGAGGUUUGGCUUUAAAUUGUGUCCUUGGCAUAUUCGUGGGGAGGUCCGGCAGAUUUGGAACCUGGUUAGGGACCCGUCUAGAUUCUCUCAUUGCUUCAGGGAGGCUAAUAAGGUAGCAGAUGCUUUGGCUAAUAUAGAGGUAGCCCACCCUCAUCAAGCUGUUCAGCUCUAUGAGCACUGGAGUGAUUGGCCGCAGCUGGCCCGUGGAGGUGUUAGCCUCGAUAGCAUGUGGGUCCCUUCCCUUAGGACGGUGCGAAACCCCUAA
Coffea arabica (coffee) is the source of this 1635-nucleotide messenger RNA. The record is from RefSeq and is a predicted model, not a curated record. NCBI's taxonomy places the organism in Eukaryota, Viridiplantae, Streptophyta, Magnoliopsida, Gentianales, Rubiaceae.